Rotaria socialis is the source of this 324-nucleotide messenger RNA. Lineage: Eukaryota; Metazoa; Rotifera; Eurotatoria; Philodinida; Philodinidae. The record is from the annotation of a GenBank genome assembly.
AUGAAAUGGGUGGAAGGUGCAAAAGAAGGUAUUGUGAUCGCUGGAGGACAAGGUCAAGGAAAUGCUCUUACACAAUUGAAAUACCCCCAAGGAAUCUUCGUUGAUACCUUGGGUACACUCUAUGUAGCAGACACGCGAAAUCAUCGUGUAAUGCGUUGGACUCAAGGAGAUAAUAAACAAGGCACUGUAAUUGUGGGUGGAAAUGGGAAAGGAGGAAGAGUAAAUCAGUUCAGCAGCCCCAUCGGUUUGUUUUUCGAUUGGCAUGGUAAUCUCUAUGUCGUCGAUAAUAGUAAUCAUCGUGUUCAACGAUUUUCUAUCGAAUAA